AUGUUGUGCGAUAAAAUAUUUAUAAUUUUAGCUCUAGUUUUAAUAAAUAAUUCUCGAGCUUCAGACCCCCCGCUUGCUGUUUUUACAGAUGAAGAAUUAAUCCAACAUAUUACUACUGAUCCUGUCAUUGCGCUUUUUAAACUUACUGAUGAAACUUUUGAACAUUUGACCCAGGUCAGUACUGGAGCUACUACUGGGGAUUGGUUUGUUAUGUUUUACAGUGACAAUUGCGUAGAAUGUCAGCGCCUAGGGGCAAGAUGGGAAGCAGUAGGCGCUAAAAUAAAACGCAGAAUAAAUACAGCAAGGGUUAACAAACAUACCUCUGGAGCUGCUACUGCUAGGAGAUUCAGCGUCUACGAUGUUCCGGAAUUGAUUCUCUUCCGGAGAGGAAAAAUGUACAGAUAUCAAAUUCCCAAGUAUGAUGUUAACGCCAUGGUGUCGUUCGCUGAAACUUGGUACAAGAACACUCAAGCAGAAAAUGUUCCAGUUCCUCAAAGUCCAUUCAUGAUAAUUUGCAUUUUAGUUAUUGUCUCAGUAGUCUCAAAACUUCGAAACAAAACUGAAACACCAGCAACUAAGAAGAAAGAUAAAUAA
This is a messenger RNA of Cotesia congregata, 594 nucleotides long. The record is from the annotation of a GenBank genome assembly. Lineage: Eukaryota; Metazoa; Arthropoda; Insecta; Hymenoptera; Braconidae.